AUGGCGCCCCGGCCCCGCAGGCCCCGGCGGGAGGCGGCCGCGCUGCCCGGCCUGGCCUCCUCGCUGUGGGCGCUGGUGCUGCUGGCCGGGCUGCUGGUGGCCUUCUGCAGUCAGCUGGCCGCUGGCACCUGUGAGAUCGUGACCCUGGACCGGGACAGCAGCCAGCCCCGGAGGACCAUCGCCCGGCAGACGGCGCGCUGCGCCUGCAGGAAGGGGCAGAUCGCGGGCACCACGAGGGCGCGGCCCGCCUGCGUGGACGCUCGCAUCAUCCGGACGAAGCAGUGGUGUGACAUGCGGCCGUGCCUGGAGGGCGAAGGCUGCGACCUGCUCAUCAACCGCUCCGGCUGGACCUGCACACAGCCCGGCGGGCGCAUCAAGACCACCACGGUCUCCUGA
Molecule: messenger RNA, 396 nt
Organism: Pipistrellus nathusii (Nathusius's pipistrelle)
Lineage: Eukaryota; Metazoa; Chordata; Mammalia; Chiroptera; Vespertilionidae
Source: the annotation of a GenBank genome assembly